Molecule: messenger RNA, 1098 nt
Organism: Gigantopelta aegis
Lineage: Eukaryota; Metazoa; Mollusca; Gastropoda; Neomphalida; Peltospiridae
Product: cell surface hyaluronidase-like
Exons: 8
Coding region: 52-1098 (348 amino acids)
Source: RefSeq, a predicted model, not a curated record
ACAAAAUGAAAACUGCAUGUCUACUUGUUUUCAGGUGACAGAGUGGUGGUCAUGUCUACAGACUAUGAUUGGAGACAGGCGGAGGAAUUCACGCUGCUUCCUUGUCCCGAAUGCGCUAAUAACGAAAUUAAGCUCGAUCAUGAGGCGGAAUAUAUGCAUUAUGGGCAGAUAACUUUCGGUGUCGAUGAGCGUGCCGAGGUGGCGCUGUUAACGAGGAAUAUCCUGGUAAAGGGAACACUGGAGAAGGAGUGUUAUGUAACCGACAAUGACCCAAAGGACGCCGAACUGUGCGGUUUCUUCAACGAAGACACGUUUGGAGGACAUUUCAAGGUGGUGCGAGGGUUCCAGUCUGUUCACGUUGAAGGGUGUGAAUUUACACAGAUGGGACAACAGCGAUUUGUAGGCAAGUUACAAAGGUCGUACCCCAUCCACUUCCACAUGUGUGACGACGUUGACGGCGCUUGGGUGAAGAACAACGCCAUACACGACUGCAAAGCUCGAUUUUUAACAAUCCAUGGCACCGACGGAUUACAGGUCAUGAACAACGUUGGCUACAAAACCCUGGGUCACGGAUUUUUCCUGGAAGACAGCGUGGAACAGAGAAAUAUCCUAGAUGGAAAUUUGGGAGGUGGUGUCUCGCAUGGCUCUCACAUCAUGUCUGAUAUGAAGAAAAGCUUUUGCGCAAAGAGUAUUUCAGUGUUUUGCGAUGCUUUGUCCGUGUUCUGGCUCACACACCCCAACAACAAGAUCAGGAACAACGUGGCCGCCGGGUCAGACAAUGCUGGUUUUUGGUAUAUCACAGCAAAGAAGCCGUUGAGUCAUUCCAUAUUACGGCAGGAGACCAGAGGAACUGUUCCACCAAUGCAAGCGUUCUACUCGAAGAUCGAUGAGUUUACCAACAACGUGGCCCAUUCGUGCGCUGGACGAGGUUUACGAGUCGAUGCCAGAAUAUCUAAUGGUGAAGAAAGCAUGGAUGUGUUUGUACCUGAAAAUGGCGUCAUUGGUGCGACGUCAUCGCAUUUCCCACACGACCCGCCCACUAAAGAUGGAAACCUCGUCGUGUCCAUUAUGGAUGGGUACGUGGGAAAAUGGUUGUAG